CGGUCAGUGUUUGAUUCAGUGUCGCUCGAAUCGCGUCAGUGUAGACACGUUGUCGGGGUGUUGCUGCAAUAUCAAAACUCCGUACCGUUCCGCGAUUGGAAUGGUUCAGUGGUGAAUAGAAGUGAAGGAUAAAGGUGUAAUAGUGUGUGGUUAUGUGGCGGCGAGUGAUAUGACAGCGUGCGCCGCCAGACGGAUACCGGCCGUCUUCAUGAGGAUACUGGUGACAAGUCUGGCCCCGAGAUCAUGGUGGCUCCCGAUUCCGAGGCUCCUUCGAAUCCUCGGAUAGCUACCGCUACACACGAGAGCCCUUCCGCCGCUGAGGCGCGCCACAGCGCCGAUCUUUACAUACGAACUAGCUGGGUGGAUGCAGCAUUAGCACUAUCCGAGCUCGAAAAGGGCAACAUCGAGGGUGGCCGCACGUCGCUGUGGAUACGGGCGUGGCUGCAGGAGCAGCUGUUCAUCCUCGGUUGCUUCCUCCAAGGCGACGCGGGGAAGGUCCUUUUCGUUGCUAUCCUCGUGCUAUCCACAUUCUGUGUGGGCCUCAAGUCCGCCCAGAUACACUCUCGGGUCGAUCAACUCUGGGUACAAGAGGGUGGGAGGCUGGAGGCCGAGCUGAAGUACACAGCGAAGGCGCUGGGCGAGGCGGAUUCUUCAACGCACCAGCUCAUCAUACAGACUGCGAAGGACCCCGACGUCUCCCUGCUGCACGUCGGUGCUUUGCUUGCACACCUAAAGGUUGUACAGGCGGCAACGCGGGUCACGAUUCACAUGUACGACAUCGAGUGGCGGCUGAAGGACCUGUGCUACAGCCCCAGCAUCCCAGACUUCGAAGCCUACCACAUAGAGAAAAUAUUCGACAACAUCGUACCCUGCGCUAUCAUCACACCGCUAGACUGCUUCUGGGAAGGCUCAAAGCUAUUAGGACCAGAAUACCCUAUUGUCGUUCCAGGUCUGCAACAAAGAUUGACAUGGACGCACUUGAAUCCCUUAGAAGUAUUGGAAGAAGUAAGGAAGCUGAAAUUCCAGUUUCCAUUGAGCACUAUGGAGGCUUACAUGAAGAGGGCCGGCAUCACGUCAGGCUACAUGAAGAAGCCGUGCCUCGACCCCACCGACGCGCAUUGUCCCAACACCGCACCCAACAAGAAAUCCGGACAUGUACCAGAUGUGGCCGCAGAGUUAUCUCACGGUUGCUACGGGUUCGCGGCUGCGUACAUGCACUGGCCAGAACAGCUGAUAGUGGGGGGAGCUACGCGCAACACAACGAGUGCACUGCGCAGCGCACGCGCACUCCAGAGUGUUGUGCAGCUGAUGGGCGAGCGCGAGAUGUUCGAGUACUGGGCAGACCAUUACAAGGUUCAUCAUAUCGGCUGGACACAGGAGAAAGCGGCUGCUGUGUUAGACGCAUGGCAGAGGAAGUUUGCUGCCGAAGUAAGAAAAAUGACUGCAACGGAAUCAGUGUCUCCGGCGUACAGUUUCUAUCCGUUCUCCACGUCCACGCUUAAUGAUAUUCUUGGAAAAUUCUCCGAGCUCUCACUCAAGAACAUCAUAUUGGGUUAUAUGUUUAUGUUAAUAUAUGUGGCGGUGACACUGAUGCAGUGGCGCGACCCCAUCCGCUCGCAGGCGGGCGUGGGCAUCGCGGGCGUACUCUUGUUGUCUAUUACCGUUGCCGCCGGACUAGGUUUUUGUGCUUUAUUAGGUAUACCAUUCAAUGCGUCAAGUACUCAGAUAGUGCCGUUCCUAGCACUAGGUCUGGGUGUGCAGGAUAUGUUCCUUCUCACGCACACGUAUGUGGAGCAAGCGGGAGAUGUGCCGCGUGAAGAGCGCACCGGAUUGGUGCUCAAGAAAUCUGGUCUGAGCGUACUUCUGGCGUCACUGUGCAAUGUUAUGGCGUUUUUAGCGGCUGCUUUGCUUCCUAUACCGGCUUUGAGGGUCUUCUGUUUACAGGCUGCAAUUCUCCUCAUGUUCAACCUGGGCUCGAUGCUGCUGGUGUUCCCAGCUAUGAUAUCACUGGACCUGCGCCGGCGCUCCGCCGCACGCGCAGAUCUACUCUGCUGUCUCAUGCCUGAAUCUCCUGUUAGAACUAGGAAGCUUCCAGAACGUUCCGGACGCAGUGGAAGGAAUGAUAAAAGCAACUGGAAGGAUACAACUCGUCAGCCUUUGGACCCCGAGGUGGCUGGGGAUGAAGCUAAGACUUGCUGCAUCAGUCUAUCUCUUACCAAGUGGGCUAAGAAAUAUUAUGCUCCGUUCAUUAUGCGGCCCUCUGUAAAAGUGACUUCAAUGUUAGCGCUGAUAGCAGUAACACUAGCUAGCCUCUGGGGAGCCACAAAAGUUAAAGAUGGUCUAGACCUCACAGAUAUAGUACCCGAAAAUACAGACGAACAUGAAUUCCUAUCACGACAGGAGAAAUACUUCGGCUUCUACAACAUGUAUGCUGUAACUCAAGGCGACUUCGAAUAUCCAACCAAUCAGAAAUUACUCUACGAAUAUCACGACCAAUUUGUACGGAUACCGAAUAUUAUAAAAAAUGACAACGGCGGACUGACAAAGUUCUGGCUAAGUCUAUUCCGGGAUUGGUUGUUGGAUUUGCAGGCAGCAUUCGAUAAAGAAGUCGCCAGUGGUUGUAUAACACAAGAAUAUUGGUGUAAAAAUGCAAGCGAUGAAGGAAUAUUAGCCUACAAAUUAAUGGUGCAAACAGGACAUGUCGACAAUCCUAUAGACAAAUCUCUUAUAAGCACAGAUACGAAAAAUGGUCAUAGAUUAGUUGACAAAGAUGGUAUAAUAAAUCCGAAAGCAUUCUAUAAUUAUUUAUCAGCUUGGGCUACAAAUGAUGCGUUGGCUUACGGAGCAUCUCAAGCAAAUUUGAAGCCACAACCGAAAAGAUGGACACAUUCGCCCGGUGACGUUGAUUUAAAAAUACCUAAAUCAUCGCCAUUGAUUUAUACACAGUUACCGUUUUACUUAUCCGGGCUCAGUGAUACGGAUAGCAUAAAAACAUUGAUAAUGUCUGUAAGAGAGCUUUGUUUGAAAUUUGAAGCUAAAGGAUUGUCUAAUUUCCCUUCGGGGAUACCUUUCUUGUUUUGGGAGCAGUACCUAUAUUUACGGACUUCAUUACUUCUGGCUUUGGCUUGCGCGUUGGCCGCUGUGUUUGUGGCAGUAAUGGUCCUCCUGCUGAACGCAUGGGCGGCGCUGCUGGUGACGCUGGCUCUGGCGACGCUGGUGCUGCAGCUGCUGGGUGUGAUGGCGGCGCUGGGCAUCAAGCUGUCCGCCGUGCCCGCGGUACUGCUCGUGCUGGCCAUCGGCCGCGGCGUACAUUUCACUCUGCAUUUGUGCCUUGGUUUCGUAACAUCAAUCGGAUGCAGACGACGUCGCGCCUCUCUCGCACUGGAGUCAGUCCUUGCGCCAGUAGUACAUGGUGCGUUGGCAGCAGCCCUCGCCGCUUCAAUGUUAGCGACCAGCGAGUUUGGAUUCGUCGCCAGGUUGUUCCUGAGGCUCCUGCUGGCUCUAGUUAUACUGGGCUUGGUGGACGGACUGCUGUUCUUCCCUAUUGUACUGUCCAUAUUGGGACCUACUGCUGAGGUGCGACCACUAGAACAUCCAGAAAGGUUAUCAACACCAUCACCCAAAUCAUCACCGGUUCAUCAACGUAAGACGAGUUCCAGCGAGAAGCCAAGCCGCACUAAAUCAGCGCCGCGGCCAAGCGCGCCUUCUCUCACCACCAUCACUGAAGAACCUCCCAGCUGGCACAGCUCGGCGCCUUCCGUCCAGUCCUCCAUGCAGUCUAUAGUUGUCCAACCUGAAGUGGUAGUGGAAACCACCACAUAUAAUGGCAGUGACUCCGCCUCAGGACGGUCUACUCCUACUUCGAAGACCACGCACUCUGGUGCUAUUACUACCAAGGUCACUGCAACGGCUAAUAUAAAAGUAGAAGUAGUGACACCUAGUGACAGAAAGUCGAGGCGAUCGUAUCAUUACUACGACCGGCGCAGGGACCGGGACGACGACCGCGACAGAGACAGGGAAAGAGACCGGGAAAGGGAUAGAGAUCGGGGUGACCGCGAGAGAGAUAGAGACAGAGAGAGGUCCAGAGAAAGAGAUAGGAGAGAUAGGUACAGAGACGAAAGAGAGCAUCGCGCUUCCCCAAGAGAAAACGGACGAGAUUCCGGACACGAAAGUGACUCCUCUCGUCAUUAAAAUUUAAUGAACAAUAUGGUUAUAAUAGUGACGUUCGUGUUUUGGUGUAUUUAAUACGUCGAAUGUAAUGACAUCUUUACCUAAAGUUUAAUGAAAUCUCUUUA
Papilio machaon (common yellow swallowtail) is the source of this 4295-nucleotide messenger RNA. RefSeq names its product protein patched (gene ptc). NCBI's taxonomy places the organism in Eukaryota, Metazoa, Arthropoda, Insecta, Lepidoptera, Papilionidae. Gene Ontology annotation, cellular component: plasma membrane. The transcript has 16 exons. Gene Ontology annotation, molecular function: hedgehog receptor activity; hedgehog family protein binding; smoothened binding. The record is from RefSeq and is a predicted model, not a curated record. The coding region runs from base 244 to 4191 and encodes 1315 amino acids. Gene Ontology annotation, biological process: smoothened signaling pathway.